AAGCACCUGAAAAACUUAGCUUUCUGGACUUUUGAAGGUGUUUAAAAUCAUCAAGCAUAGCAAGUCUUGAAACUAAGUUAUACUGGGUGACAAAAAAGGGAUUACUUGAUGACCAAGAGGAUACCACGAAUGAAGGACCGAUACUCCAACAGAACAGGCACGUCAGUCAGAUUUAGUUUUGGGAUUCAACUUGAGUUGAAACACAUUGCUGUAGCUUUGGUUACAAUUCUAUUGAAAUUGUUUGGCUUAUCUAGUUCACGUUAGAGUCAAAUUUAGUUUUGGGGUUUAAAUUCAAAGGAUCGGGUGGUAAAUUAAACUUAU
This is a messenger RNA of Acanthoscelides obtectus, 321 nucleotides long. The record is from the annotation of a GenBank genome assembly. NCBI's taxonomy places the organism in Eukaryota, Metazoa, Arthropoda, Insecta, Coleoptera, Chrysomelidae.